This is a messenger RNA of Candidula unifasciata, 1031 nucleotides long. The record is from the annotation of a GenBank genome assembly. Lineage: Eukaryota; Metazoa; Mollusca; Gastropoda; Stylommatophora; Geomitridae.
AUGGAGGCACCAAAUGUCCCGGCUACAGCAGACAUAAUUGACGUUGUCACAACCACACAGUCUAUAAACUACACAACGGACAGUGUUUUCUACUUCUAUAAGGAUGAACACCUGACAUUUCUCUACGUGCUGUUUGCUCUGAUUGUAUUCGGUAAUCUGCUGGUUAUCAUAGCUAUAUCUUUGAACAAGACCAGGAACUCUAGGAUGCACAUCUUUAUUCUUAACUUGGCCAUUGCAGAUGUCUCUGUUGGCUUGGUGAAUGUCUUAACAGACAUCGUCUGGAAGAGCACCGUAGACUGGUAUGCAGGAAACGCUGGCUGUAAAAUCAUACGCUAUUGUCAGGGUGUGGUCACCUACGCUUCCACGUAUGCCCUAGUUGCCUUAAGCCUGGACCGUCUCAACGCCAUAGCCAGACCACUAAGUUUCAGCGCUGACAAACGCCGUAUCAAAGUUCUGAUUGGUCUGGCUUGGGCCUUGGCAUUCGUCUUCUCCACCCCCAUGCUGGCCAUCAACAAGCUUAUGCUGGUCAACGACAAGUGGCAAUGUUGGAUACAGUUUCCCGAGCCUUGGUUUUGGAAGCUAUACAUGACCAGCAUCGCCGUUGUCUUGUUUUUCUUCCCCGCCAUCAUUAUUGCCGUCUGCUACAUUAUCAUUGUUAUCAUCAUCUGGAAGAAAACGAUAAUGAGAGGAGCAUCCGUGGAUCACACAACCCAGUACGUCAAAAAAGGGACACCACUCUGCGGGGCCAGGAAAGCUGUCAGGUUACGGGAUUGUGUUUCCAGUUCUAGCGGAGUUAUCCCACGAGCCAAGAUGAAAACCAUUAAAAUGACGCUGGUUAUUGUAUCGGUGUUUGUUUUCUGUUGGUCUCCUUACUUCAUCUACGACCUGCUCAGCGUCUACGAGUUCAUCCCAUCUAGCCAGGAUAUCAUUGCACUGUCCACGUUCAUCCAGAGCUUGGCACCGCUGAAUUCGGUGGCCAAUCCAAUCAUUUACGCCAGCUUCAAUACCAAGACUUGUGUCCAGUUUCUCAG